AAGUCCAACAUGAUGAGACAGACUGUCCUGGUUCUGGCGCUUGCUGCCUGCGUGCUCGCGGCUGAGCUGCCCGUCCGUCGCAUCCCACACAGCGGUCCGCAAAGGAGGUUUGGCCGGGUGCACGGACGCAUCGUCGGCGGCUCAGAUGCCACCUUAGGCCAGUUCCCGUACCAGGUGUCGCUGCAGUGGGUGCUGCUCGGCAUCGCCUCCCACACGUGCGGUGGUUCCAUCGUGUCCGCCAGUGCUGUCGUCACGGCGGGACACUGCCUCGACCCGGCAACCGUCGGCCACUACGAGGCCGUGGCCGGCAUCAACUCCCUGACGUCUGACUCGGCCAUCGAGCAGAGGGUGCAAGUGGCGCAGGAGAUAAGGCAUCCAUCCUACCAGGAAAUUGAUAACGUCGCAAUCAACGACGUCGCCGUCUUCCAGCUGCAGUCCAGCCUGACCCUGGGCGGCAACGUACAGGCCAUACCGCUCCCUACCGCUGGAUCCGUCCCAAGUGCUGGUUCGUCGGCGACGCUGUCUGGCUGGGGCAGCACCAGCACCGGCCUUCUUCCGCACAUGCCCGACAUCCUGCAGUGGGUCGACGUCAGCGUCAUCAGCAACACGGAGUGCGCGCUGCUUCUGGGUGACAGCCCGCUCAACGACGACAACGUCUGCACCGGCCCCGUCGACGGAAGCAUCUCCGCUUGCAAGGGCGACUCCGGCGGCCCACUGGCCCAGGACGGCGCCCUCAUCGGAAUCGUGUCGUGGGGCAUGUGGCCCUGCGGGGCUGAGAACGCGCCCUCCGUCUUCACCCGGGUGGCCGCCUUCACGGACUUCAUCAACCAGUACCUUUAGAAACCUCGUGCCACACGUGUAAUCUGAU
Schistocerca nitens (vagrant locust) is the source of this 868-nucleotide messenger RNA. Its product is annotated as trypsin alpha-like. Gene Ontology annotation, molecular function: serine-type endopeptidase activity. Bases 10 to 840 code for a protein of 276 amino acids. Lineage: Eukaryota; Metazoa; Arthropoda; Insecta; Orthoptera; Acrididae. The transcript is spliced from 7 exons. The record is from RefSeq and is a predicted model, not a curated record. Gene Ontology annotation, biological process: proteolysis.